UCUAUUUUCCUUUCUUUGCUGGAACCCUGUAAACGUCCAUCCAUUCUCUACGAAAUCAAUUCCACAAGGUAAAUUAGUAUGAAUUAUACGUUAAGUGUAACUUUAAUCUCUUGAUAUAGUUGAUAUUUGAGGCAGUUGUAGGGGAUGGUUUCCUUGGAGAUAUCGCCCUUGAUGACGUAAAUCUGUCAACGAUUGCUUGUGAUCACUCCCCAGACUACGCAAAAAGUUACUCUCAAGCUUCAACUUUGGAAAAGUCGGCGAUCAUUGGUCACCUUUCCAGCUUCAAGUCUUCACUGUUGGGAAAACUUCGCACAGCUCAUGGCAAGAAUAACUCCUGGGUGCCUUGCUACCGCGCACUUCUCGAUGGCAGAGACAUCGAAAGUUUUUACUCCAAUUGCGGCGAAGAAAAAGAAACGGUUACAAUAGUGCGUGUAAACAACUACAUCUUUGGUGGAUACACUGAUGUUGGCUGGAGCGAGGUUCGAGAGAAAGGGGUCGCUGUUAGCAAAAGUGCGUUUCUAUUCGGCUUCAAGAACAACGAUCCCGAAGGUAUCGAAAUAUUUCCUCUUAGAAACGACAAAAGACACCAAGCACAACGCGUGAAGCCACAUGAAGGACCAACAUUUGGUGAUGGUGAUCUUUCAUUGAAGACGAUGUCAGUUGGCUCUAGUCAAACUGGAAAUUCAUUUGAAAACUGGCAUGGCUUGUCUCUGUUUGCAGACGCAGAUGACUUCAACAUUUCUGACAUUGAAGUAUUAUAUCCUAAAGACAGUUUGUGCAAAGAGCCAUGCAACCAUUAUGAGGGACACUGUGAUGAAAUUACUACCAGGUGUGUUUGUGAUUGGACAGAGCGCAAUGUGGAAUGGUGUUUGGAAGGUGAUCCAAAAAAGAUAAUCAAUCUUUACGACGAUGCCGCGUCCUACUGGCCUCUGGACUCAGUCGAAGAUCUAAAGGACCGAGCAAGACUGGGUUGGGGACAGGCGCACGGUGCGGUGAGUCUGGUUGCUAAGGGCCUUAGUGGCCAGGCCAUACAGUUAGACGGUGCGAGUGGGUGGGUCGACCUCGGAGAUCUGGGCACUCUUUAUCAGGUGCAGAUGUGUACGGAGGAUUUUAGUAUUUCUAUGUGGAUGAAGUAUUAUUCCAAGGGGAAUGGUGAAGAUCAGACCUUUUUACACUUCGAUAACGGGCUUACAGUGGCAGAAUUAUUUUACGAAGCAACUUCAAAGCUAGUCGGAGUCUCUCUUUCCACAAGCUCUUUGAAGUUUUGUUACAGAUUUCCAGUUGCAAAGGGAUUUUGGACACAUCUUGGUUUCUCUUGGAAGAAUGACAGCAAAUCUCUUAUCAUCCAAAAGAAUGGGGAAACUUUACGAGACAUCCAUUGGCAAAUGUGUCAUUCAUGCAGUACUCCAUUCGCAAAUCUUUGGUCGCUCACGCUUGGUGCUGGAUGUUUUCCCAAUGCCUCGUUUGACGAGAUUGCAGUUUGGACAAUUUCUCUUGGAAAAAACAGAUUUUCGGAAAUUUACAACACGUAUCGAG
Messenger RNA from Stylophora pistillata, 1536 nucleotides. RefSeq lists its product as uncharacterized. Gene Ontology annotation, biological process: cytokine-mediated signaling pathway. Gene Ontology annotation, molecular function: cytokine binding; cytokine receptor activity. Gene Ontology annotation, cellular component: external side of plasma membrane; membrane; signaling receptor complex. The record is from RefSeq and is a predicted model, not a curated record. Lineage: Eukaryota; Metazoa; Cnidaria; Anthozoa; Scleractinia; Pocilloporidae.